GCAAGAUAAACAUCAACAGCACUUUGCGAAGCCAGGAAACUCGAAAAUUAGUAUUGCUAAGAUCAAGGUCAUGCCGUAUUGACCUCGUGGUCGGUCUUUCCCUUGUGUGGUUUUUUUUCUUUCUUUUUCUUACCGCGUGCAAACGAACAAGUUGCCGAAUUUGAACCAGAUUGCAAUCAGCAAAAAAAAAAAAAAAUGUCACUGCAGUUUACCAUAGAGUUCCUGUUCUGCACGGGGUUUUCUCCAUUUGAACAUCGCAUCACAUCCACCAACCAGCACCGAAUCCAAGUCAUUCGCGAUCACCCCAUAGUACCACACGUCUUGAGUUGCCUUUCAUUUACAUCAUUUUACCAUUUCUAAGACGCAGCAACUUGUUCAAGAUGGCUCCGCCGAUGAUUGACCCCGCGCUCUUCGACCAGCUCAAAGACAACAUCGAGAAGGACAGCAGUAUUCGCAAAGAUCUUGAGCAGAUAAUCGAGGAGCUCAAUCAAAAUGUCUCUUAUACUCAGGGAGUGUUGACCAAGAUCCAUUCCACUCCUCGUUCGAAAUAUCCCGCACUUCUUUCUCAGGUUGAAAGUGGUAUCAAGAAGGAGCUGGAGACAACAACUCGGCUAGCCCAGUUUGCCUCACAGUACCCUUACUACAAGUACAACUACAAGUGGGGCCGCACACUUCAGGAUGCCAUCGCUACGGUGCUCCUUCAUGCUUGGUUGGGCGGUAUGGGCAGCGACAGCAAGCCUGGUGAAGUCGGUCGUCUCCUGACUUUGGAGGAAGUUGGUCACGUAUUCGAAGUUCCGGUCAACCUUAAGGACCGUGACGCCUUCCACAUCACCAUCGAGGAGUAUCUCUUGGCUCUCAUCUCGGUCGUUGAAGACCUCAGCCGCCUCGCCAUGAACUCUGUGACACUAGGCGACACAGAGCUGGCUGUGCAGAUCAGUGGAUUCAUCAAGGAUCUACACGGAGGGUUCCAGAUGCUCAAUCUGAAGAACGAUAUCCUGCGGAAGAGGGUGGACUCGGUCAAGUACGCUGUGAAGAAGGUCGAGGAUGUGGUGUAUGACUUGUCUUUGAGAAACCUCAUCCCAGCUAAGGAUGCUCAGUAGAUGGUGAUGAAUCGUGUGUGUGGUCAGAGACUUGCAUGUUAGGGAUGUUUUGGAGGCCCUGAGGUCAUAGUUGAUGAGAGCUGUGUCGUUCUUAUACGAACCGGCACGUAUGGGUGUAGGCAUCUGCGAAGCGUUCGGCUAUACAUAGAGGCAGUGUUCAUCCAACAACUGGAAUGUGCUGAACAGGGUUGGCUCUGACCAGCCUACCGAAAGAAAAAAAAAAAAAAAAGAGGGGAAAAGGGGGAGGGAUAAAAAGAACCAUCGACAGUAUGUGUAUAUUUCAUUCCCGACUGGGGCCUGAAAUAUUCAAGAUUAUUCUUCAAACGUCGCCA
Messenger RNA from Neurospora crassa OR74A, 1432 nucleotides. RefSeq names its product recombination hotspot-binding protein (gene tsn). Gene Ontology annotation, molecular function: RNA binding; sequence-specific DNA binding; single-stranded DNA binding. The record is from RefSeq and is a predicted model, not a curated record. The transcript has 4 exons. Gene Ontology annotation, cellular component: nucleus; cytoplasm. Lineage: Eukaryota; Fungi; Ascomycota; Sordariomycetes; Sordariales; Sordariaceae. Gene Ontology annotation, biological process: RNA metabolic process. Bases 381 to 1100 code for a protein of 239 amino acids.